GAGGGCUGAUCUUUUGUUUGUUUUGAAGCUGCUGGCAGGAAAGCGGGGAGGAGAAAAUUACCUAAGUGAUAGCGAGGUUGCCACGAACUGUAUAAAAACUGGGAAAUCAAAGCCCAGAAACUCCACCUCGCCGUCCCGGAGCACAAGCACAACCCCUGAAGAGAAACCCACCCCAGCAGCUUCGAGUGAUCUCAAAGGCUUGAACUCCAACCAAGCCGCAUGAGCUCAGAGCUGCUGCGGGACUGAGCAGCCCAGGAGCUGCCCCGGAGCGGGGAAAGGCUUUGGGAAUCCCACAGCCAUGGAGUGGGGGCAGCUCCUCUGCAUCUUCUGCCUGCUGGAGCUGGCUGGCUGCGCUGCCGGGAGCCCCACGGCCACCCCCAGCCCCACAGGAGGGGACAGCAGCCGAGGGACAGCGGGGGACAGCGCUGCCACCGCCGCCAGCACGGCCACGGGGGACAGCAGCAGCGCCAGGCCAGCCUCUGCCACCGCCACCUCCGGGGCCACCACGGCAUCCUCAGAGCUCUUUGGGCAGCUGAACAGCAGCCCCCAGCCCAGCCUGGCACCCACAUCCCUGCCAGGCUCCUCCCUGGGCCCCCAGGGCAGCCCGGGGGUCCCCACGAGCCAGAGCCCCCCGACCCAGCCUGGGGACAGGGCAGAGACCUCGGGCACCCCCAGCCCUGCGGGCACCUCGGAGCACCCCGAUGUCACUGGUGCCACCACGGCCCUGCCCACGGGCAGCACCAGCCCCAAGGCUGCCAUCAGCUGCCACAGUGCCAGGGACGAGGGUGACACCACCGGGGCCAUCUGCCUGCAGCUCAACGAGUCCAGCACCUGCGAACACUUUUUGGAGAGGAAGGGGUCAGAUUUAUGGCAAGCAGUGUGUGAAAACAGAACCCACAGCGUGGAGUCCCCCUGUGAGAUCAAACUCACCCCAUCCAGCCUGGACAGGGACUGCUUGCUCCUCAUCCUCAAAGGGGAGAAAGAUCCUGACAAACUCCUGAACACGCUCCAGAAGUCCCACUGGGAAAAGUUGGGAAUAGCAUCCCUGCAGAAGGAGGGCCCGAGGGGCCGCCGGGACUCGUCGCGGAGGACGCUGAUCGCGCUGGUGACCUCGGGGCUGCUGCUGGCGCUGCUGGGGCUGGCCGGCUGUCUCCUGAUGCGGCGGCGCAGCUGGAGCCCCGCGGGACAGAGGCUGGCUGAAGACCCCUAUGACACGGAGAACGGCAGCCAGGGGAACACCUUGCUGAUGUCGCCCUCGCAGGAGCCGGCGGAGCUGCAGGAGAAGCCGAACCCGCCCAACGUGAACGGGGGCAGCCCGGAGAAGGGCACGGGCCCCGCGGCCUCGCAGAACGGGCACUCGGGCCGGCAGCACCGCCCCGCCGACACCGAGAUGUGACCGCGCCCGCAGCCCGGGGCUCGCAGGAGAGCUCUGCGCACCGCAAACCUUCUGCAUCCUCAUCAUCGUCCCUGUGAAGGACUCCAAAAUCAGCCCAAAGCACACGGAGAGCCAGAGCUGCCAGAGAGCGGCUCAUUCUCCUCCUCCUCCUCCUCCCGCUGACCACACAGGACAGUUUUGUGCAGCUGUUCUCUGCUUUUGUUGUCAGAAGAACACCAGGACAAAUGGCAGCGGCCUUUGGCCUCCCCAGCUCUCCGGCAGAGGCAGAGUUUGGCUCCAGGCAGCCCAGGUUUCUGGUAGCAAUAUGUUAAGGCUGUCCAAAGUAGUUAAAUUUGGAUUGCAGCGACAAAAGCCUCUCAGGUUUCAGAUAGUUUUGGUUAACAGAGUUGUUUAUAAUCUCAUCUUUACGUUUAAGUGCAGGAUUUCUUCCUCUUCUUCCUCAGGCAUUUAACCCCUUCCUGUCUUUAGGGCUCCUCUAUUUCCUACCCCAGCAGAAUCUGCUGAAGCUGUGUGCAAAACUUUCCACGUGGAAUUGAAGGCUGAAAUGUCAACUUCUUUCUCUUUGAACCCUACCAGGACUGUGUCCCAAAGGUUUUUUAGAGGGGAAAAACCUUCCCCAGCCUCCUCCAGCCGGGGGCUGGGGGCUGUGACAGGCAGAGCCAGCAAUUCAUCCCUUGGGUGAGAUGGAGAACACUGGGGAGGCUCUGUGGGUGCCUGGGGCAGGAAUUGGGGCAGGAGAGGUUCCAAAGGGCUCCCAGAGGGAUGAGAGGGAGGCAAAACCCAGCUCUGCAAAGGGCAGAGCUCCUCUGUCUGCACCAAGCUGGGACAUGGACACAACAGGGUCUCACUGUGGGAAAUACCAAACCAGGAGCAGGAGCAGGUCUGGCCCCUCUCUGUGCUGAUCCCACUCCCAAAGGAAGCACUGCUGGACCCACACCGAGCUCCUGGCACCUCAGUGGGACCCUGGGCAGGUUUGUUCCCCAUCCCAAGCACACUUUUAGGGAGCCAAAGCCCUGAUUGUGCCAGCCCAGGAGGGGUGGUGUUCAACACCAGCACCAGCAGCGACCUCCACACCCCAAAAUGGCCCUUGGAGCUGAUCUACCCUCUCACGAGGGAAUUCAUCCCAACCUUCUCUCAGUGCUGAACACCUGAGGAAAGGGAUUUUUGGUGGUAUUUUAUCUGGUACAGUGCUCAAAGCAAUGACAGCAGCAUCCAUGACCACCCGGGGCUGGUUUUUUUUUGUGGGUGCAAGAGUCACUUAAACACAAUUAAAAUAUUCCAGGCUGUUUGCUUUGGUGUGAA
Molecule: messenger RNA, 2698 nt
Organism: Zonotrichia leucophrys gambelii
Lineage: Eukaryota; Metazoa; Chordata; Aves; Passeriformes; Passerellidae
Gene: CD34
Product: CD34 molecule
Exons: 8
Coding region: 299-1396 (365 amino acids)
Biological process (GO): cell-matrix adhesion
Cellular component (GO): membrane
Source: RefSeq, a predicted model, not a curated record